GCUUCAGGCAGAAAGAUGGAGAAAUUUUCUGUCUCCGUGAACAUCGCAGCCAACAGCAAGGUCGCAUUCACCCUUACGUACGAGGAGCUCCUCCAGCGUCGGCUUGGCAAAUAUGAGCUCAUGAUUCGAGUCAAACCCAAGCAGCUGGUCCAACACUUUGAGAUUGUUGCUGAUGUCUAUGAGCCUCAGGGCAUUGCAUUUUUGGAUGCCCAUGGGACGUUCGUAACCAAUGAGCUACUUCCCCUGGUGGAGAAAACAGUCACUGACACAAAGGCCCACGUGUCCUUCUCUCCAACUCUGGAUCAGCAAAGGAAAUGCUCAGGAUGUGAUGGGACACUGAUAGAUGGAGACUUCUUCAUUAACUAUGAUGUAAAGCGUGCACAGGAUCUUGGAGAUAUUCAGAUAGUGAACGGGUAUUUUGUACACUUCUUUGCUCCAACUGAGUUGCCACGGUUGCCAAAGAAUGUCGUAUUUGUGAUAGACAACAGUGGCUCCAUGAGCGGAACGAAAAUGCAGCAGACGAAACAAGCACUGCUGACCAUUCUCAGCGACUUGAACGAACAAGAUCACUUUUCCCUGGUAACUUUUUCAUCUUCUGUUGACACUUGGAGGAAAUCACUACAGAAAGCCACAGAGGAAAAUGUGAAAGCGGCACAAGCCUUUGUUCAAACUAUAUAUGCAUCAGGCGGGACGAAUAUCAAUGAUGCUGUCUUGCAUGCUGUGGGCAUACUGGAUUUGGACAAGAAAAAUACCACAGUCCCAGAAAACAGUGCAUCCAUGAUCAUCCUACUGACUGAUGGAGAUCCAACCUCAGGUGAAACAAAUACAGACAAAAUCCGACAAAAUGUCCAGAAGGCUAUUGAUGGAAACAUGACCCUAUUUUGCUUGGGCUUUGGCUACGAUGUACAGUUUAGCUUCCUGGAUGUUCUGGCCAAGGAGAACAAUGGUCUGGCUCGGAGAAUCUAUGAGGCAUCAGAUGCUGUGCUUCAGCUGCAGGGAUUCUAUGAUGAGAUUGCAAACGUUCUCCUCGCAGAUGUGAACUUCCAUUAUCCGGACACGGUAAAUUCAGUGACUGGCAGCCAGUUUAAGCAGCUGUUUAACGGCUCUGAAAUUGUCGUGGCAGGUCGACUGAAUGACAUCGAGAUGAACGACUUUCCGAUCGAAGUGGCCGCUCAGACGAAAGAGAAUGAUUUUGUGCUAAAAGGCCAGGCCAGUGCUCAGGACUGGAAACUCCUCUUCCCUGACCAAGAGUACAUCUUUGGUGAUUUCACAGAGCGUCUCUGGGCAUAUCUGACCAUCCAGAAUCUUUUGGACAAGAAAGAAAAGGGUUCACCUGAGGAGAAGAAAAAUGCCACAGCAGAAGCACUGGAGCUCUCUCUGAAAUACAACUUCGUCACGCCACUCACCUCCAUGGUGGUCACCAAGCCUGAGACUGAAGAAAAGCCAGAGGAAGCACUUAUUGCCGACAAGUUGACAGAGGAUGAGCGUCGGGAUACGGCACAAAAUGCUAUAACUUCACACGCUUCCAGGACUUACACAUCAUCACCUAUAAACUGGGUUGAUUCAGAUCCACACUUCAUCAUUGAGUUCCCAGACCAAAAUGACGCCAUCUGCUUCAACAUCAAUGACGAACCGGGCACCAUUUUCAACCUGAUCAAAGAUCCAGUGACAGGUAUUGUGGUAAAUGGUCAGACCAUUGGGGACAAGAAGAUAAACCCUGAGAAAACAAUAAACACCUACUUUGGGCGCUUUGGAAUUAUUCAUGGUAAAUUUGGCAUCAGAUUGGUGGUGACUACACAGGACAUCUUGGUGUUUGAAGAGGACAAACAGGCAAAAUUCUUCUGGUCCGAAAAUACCUCCAUCAAAGGGCCCAACAUGGACCUGCAAGUCGCCAAAGACCGCAGUCUUACAGUGACCUUCAGGAACUCAAUGAAAUUUGUUAUUAUUCUACACAAAGUGUGGAAGAAACAUCCCUACCAUCAGGACUACUUGGGCUUUUACACCCUGGACAGCCACCUGUUUUCACAAAGAGUCCACGGUCUACUUGGACAGUUUUUCCAUGGUAUAACAUUUGAGGUUAGUGAUGUCUUUCAAGGGGAAGACCCAGACAAACCAGAUGCCAACAUGUUUGUGAAGGGCCACAAUCUUACAGUGACCAGGGGCUGGCAGAGAGACUUCAGAAAGGAUGUGAAGAAAGGAGAAAAUGUGCCCUGCUGGUUCAUUCAUCAUAAUGGCACGGGGAUCAUUGAUGGAGUCAUUGGAGACUACAUUGUCUCUGGUCUCUUUAAGACAACCUGA
Messenger RNA from Neoarius graeffei (lesser salmon catfish), 2298 nucleotides. RefSeq names its product inter-alpha-trypsin inhibitor heavy chain 3a, tandem duplicate 1 (gene itih3a.1). The transcript is spliced from 17 exons. NCBI's taxonomy places the organism in Eukaryota, Metazoa, Chordata, Actinopteri, Siluriformes, Ariidae. Gene Ontology annotation, biological process: hyaluronan metabolic process. The coding region runs from base 16 to 2298 and encodes 760 amino acids. Gene Ontology annotation, molecular function: serine-type endopeptidase inhibitor activity. The record is from RefSeq and is a predicted model, not a curated record.